AAAAAUAAUAAUAAAUAUAAUAAAAGCAGAAGGAGGAGGACUGCAGCUCGCGGAUGUCCGCUUCAGAGACGCAGACGCCACCGCCGCUCCACAUCUCCUCACACUUUCUCCAGCUGCACUCAGAGGAGCAGCUCUCAUCCUCGGCACCUUCGCCAAGACGCUGAGCCGAGCCGAGCCGAGUCGGUCCAACACCCCCCCACCUCCCCUCUCCGGGACAAGUCCUUUACCGUGGCAAAGGAAGAAAAAGGUUGAGGAAGCUGCUGCUCCACGUCCAGGCCUCCCGUUCCCCUCCUCCGCCAGCGCAAGCUGAUUCCAGGGAGGCUCUGAUCCUGCAGCCACGUCAAUCACGUCUUCACCGCUGGCUGCGGGGCGGCCCUUGUGGCCGGGAUGCCACUGUGUGCCGUGCCAGUCCACGGCGGACGGUGAGGGCCAGGAGGAGGGCGCCGAGUGCGGGAGACUGAAAGGUGGCGGCCCCCACCAGGCAGGAGAAAUGAACCUCUGCUGGAACGAGAUCAAGCGCAAGUCCCACAACAUCCGGGUGCGGCUGGAGGCCUUCUCCGACAGCAGCGGGAAGCUGCAGCUCUCCCUGCAGGAGAUCAUAGAAUGGCUCACAGCCAAGGACGAGGAGCUGUCGGAGCAGUUGCCCAUAGGAGGCGACGCGGGGGCCGUGCAGCACCAGAGGGAGUUCCAUCAGGCAUUCAUGGAGGAUGUGAAGUCUCGCGGGCCGUUCAUCUACUCGGUCUUGGAGUCUGCCCAGGCCUUUCUGGCUCAGCAUCCCUUCCAGGAGCCGGAGGAGACCCUGACCGAUGGAAAAGAGGUGUCUCCACGCCGACGGAUCUUAAACGUGAGCCGCUCGGUGUGGAAGCAGGCGAACGUGGCCAGCGACCUGUGGGAGAAGUUGACCGCACGCUGUGUGGAUCGCCACAGACACAUGGAGCGCACAUUAGAGCGACUGCUGCAGGUGCAGGCAGCCAUGGAAGAGCUGGCGGUGGCCCUAGAGCAGGCCGAAGGGGUGAGAGACGCCUGGGAGCCCGUCGGAGAUCUCUUCAUCGACUCUCUGCAGGAUCACAUCGACGCCACCAAGUUAUUUAAGGAGGAGCUAACCCAAGUGAAGGAGGGCAUGAAGCACAUCAAUGAUCUGGCCCACCAGCUGGCUAUCUCCGAUGUCCAUUUGUCGAUGGAGAACGCCCGCGCCCUGGAGCAUCUCAACGGCAGAUGGAAAGUGCUUCAGGCUUCCAUAGAGGAGCGGCUGAAGCAGCUCCAGGAUGCACACAGAGACUUUGGCCCCGGAUCGCAGCACUUCCUUUCCAGUUCGGUGCAGGUGCCGUGGGAGCGUGCCAUUUCCCCCAACAAAGUGCCCUACUACAUCAAUCAUCAAGCCCAGACGACGUGCUGGGACCAUCCAAAGAUGACCGAACUGUACCAGGCGCUGGCGGAUCUGAACAACAUCAAGUUCUCAGCAUACAGAACAGCCAUGAAGCUGCGGCGAGUUCAGAAGGCUUUGAGAUUGGAUUUAGUGGCACUGAGCAGCCUCGUGGGGGUGUUUCGGGAGCAGGAGCUGCAGCAGGGGGAGCAUGUGAUGGACGUGGUGGAGAUGAUCCACGGCCUGACGGCUCUGUACGAGAAGCUGGAAGAGGAGAGGUCCGUCCUCAUCAACAUUCCACUUUGCGUUGACAUGUGUCUCAACUGGUUGCUCAAUGUCUACGACAGUGGUCGAAAUGGAAAAAUGCGCGUUGUCAGUUUCAAGAUGGGAUUGGUGAGCUUGUGCAAUGCAGACGUCCAAGAGAAGUAUAAAUAUCUAUUCCGUCAGGUGUCCGGCCCCGGAGGUUCGACUGACCAGCGGAACCUCAGCCUGCUGCUCCACGAAGCCAUCCAGAUCCCCCGACAGUUGGGUGAAGUCGCCGCAUUCGGGGGCAGCAACGUCGAGCCCAGCGUCCGCAGCUGCUUCCGCGUGGCCCCGGGGAAACCUGCCAUUGAGGUGUCUCACUUCCUGGAGUGGAUGAGCCUGGAGCCCCAGUCGAUGGUUUGGCUGCCCGUCCUCCACCGCGUGGCCGCUGCAGAGUCGACCAAGCACCAGGCCAAAUGCUACGUCUGCAAACAGUGUCCCAUCAAGGGCUUCAGGUAUCGCAGCUUGAAGCAGUUCAACGUGGACAUCUGCCAGACAUGUUUUCUAACCGGCCGCACUACAAAGGGAAAGAAGCUGCACUACCCCAUCAUGGAGUACUACACACCAACCACCUCAGGAGAGAAGAUGAGGGACUUUGCCAAGACUCUGAAGAAUAAGUUCAGGUCAAAGCAGUACUUCACCAAGCACCCGCAGAGAGGUUACCUGCCGGUGCAAUCUGUGCUGGAAGCCGAGAGCUCGGAGACGCCGUGCUCCUCACCCAAGCUGCCUCACGCGGACACACACAGCAGGAUUGAACAUUAUGCCAGCAGAUUGGCUGAAAUGGAGAGCCAGAAUUGUUCGUUCUUCACGGAUAGCCUGUCUCCUGAUGAAAGUCUGGAUGAAGAUCAGUACCUCCUGCGUCACUCCAGCCCAGCCCUGGAUCAUGACUCGCCGUGCGGACAGCACAUGCUGCUGGCCAACCUGGAGCACCAGGACAAGGAGCAGCUGCAGUGCACCCUGGCCCACUUGGAGAACGAGAACAGGGUGCUGCAGAGCGAGUACAGGAGGCUCAAGUGGAAGCACGAGGAGGCGGCGGCGGUUCCCAUGCUGACCGAGGCUGGAGAGGGCGGCCCGGGGUCUCCGGCGGAGGGAGGGCAGCAGGACGAGGAGCUCCUGGCCGAGGCACGGGUCCUCCGGCAGCACAAGACGCGUCUGGAGACCCGCAUGGGGAUCCUGGAGGACCACAACAAACAGCUGGAGUCCCAGCUUUGUAGGCUCAGGGAGCUACUGCUACAGCCCAAAGAUGACUCGGAAGCCAACGGAUCAGAGCCAUCAACCCUGUCUUCUCCCGUCUCCGGAGGCGGUCGUCACGGCGAGCCGGCCAGCAGAGAGACGACUGACACCGAAGCAGCAGGAGACGAUAUCGAACGCGAACAAGAUACGGUGCUGCAGCUCCAGGAAGUCAUCGAGCAGCUGAGAAACGUCUUCCCUUCGGAACCGGGCACCACCUCACACAUCUAACCCCCGAGUGGGGCCUGGAGUGAAAGCCUGAAAGGAAGCCCGAUGGCGGCGGGAGGAGCUCCACGCGCCGGAGGUCGGGCCAGAGUAACAGCAGGCACGGCGACCGCUGCGAGCAGCUAUGACACCCCCGAGCUAACCCUCUACUGGAAUCUGUGCACUAAAAGCCUUUUUUCGUGGCUCACUGGCUCGGCCAGUGCUGCGCUUCGUCACUUCGCGCCGCGUGCUGAGGAGCCAGAGGAACGUUUAGCAGCAGGUCAGGGGAGAGGCCGAAGCGGGAAGGAAACAUGCCCAGCCAAGACACUGUGCUUACCAGUACCUGUGUAGUUAUUAGAAGGUGUGAAGCUUUAUUUGUCCACAGCACAAAUUGGACGUUCCUUAGGGAGAACUUUUAAGAGAAAUAGGGAAAAAAAAGGAAUGGGAAGAAUACCCCCCUCCCCAUCCCUCCCUUGUUUUGUCAGAAUGCCUGUAUUGUCAGUGUUUAUUUUCUCCUUGAAUGUGUCAUCAUGGUUGUUCAUUUUGAAGGGAGGUCAAAGCGCGCUAAAGUGAGCCAGAUCAGGCGGCGGGCCGACUUUAAUUCACGCGGCUGCGGGGUGCAUAUUGUCAGGGAGUUGACAACACCCACAACAAGCUUAUUUACUUUGUGAGAGAGACGCAUCGUCUGUUUAAAAACAUGAUUUAUUUAAGACAGCCAAAGUGCCCGCUAGCGUAGCGCCUCCGUACGCACACACUGUGUUCCUCUAAUCCUUUCAGACUGCUCGUCGCUCUCAUUGCUCCCCUCUUCUGUGAGUGAGCCCUUUACGCUCACAAAGAGCCACUUGCACUCGUGUCCUUCCACACACACACACACACCGUAUGCUGCUACAUUCACACUAUUCUCACUAUUUACGAUGCUCCCUUUCUUCAUUGGGCGCAAACGGCUCAUCGCAUGAUCGACAACACCCCCCGUGCUGCGUCACUGACAAAUGCCGACGCGUUUGUCCGUUUCGUGCCAAUUCAUGUGGUGGCCGAAAGUGGCUUUUGUUGGGCAAACACACCCGCCGAUGGAAAUUAGUAUGCGCCCGUCAACUCUGGGACCCUCUCGUGCGGUGUGCGGAGAAAAGACGGGGAAGGUGCCGCAGGCGAUAGUCCUGCAGGGCUGAAGCUCGCUUUCUCUCCAGGCCGCCGUGCCGAUUCCAGGCGCCACGGGGGGUGAGAAAGCCCCCCCCCCCCAUAACCAGGGCCUAUGUAGACAUUGCACAGACGAAGUUAUUGAUUCCACAUGCCUGGUUUUCCCUUUGCGAUGCAUGCUCAGUUGCUUUUUGGGGUACAAAAAGGCCGGUGGUGCUCGCAUUGCAUCAGGGUUGUUGGGUGCGAUCUGUCCAUUGACGUCGCAGUCAUUGAAUGCCGUGAGACCAAACUGAGUUCACGUGAAACCAGAGUUUGACUCUCUGGUCUUCUUUUUCACAUUGCAGGAAGGAAAUUGCAUCGGGAGUGUGUGUGUGUGUGUGUUUGUGUGCCACUGGUACUGACUGGAACAGGAACAAUGGAAACAUGUGAGAGAGAGAGAGAGAGAGAAAGAGAGAGAGAGCAGAGCAUCCAUGCGUUGAAAACAUUUAAAUAGGGCUUUUGUGUCUGAACCGUGGUUUCCAGGGUGCUGGGAGGAACCAAAUAUCUGACCGAUGCAAAAAAAAAAGAUGGACAGUUAAAACAAUCCAUCCAUUGCUACAGGGCUGGUGGGACUGAUCCACUUUGAUGGUCCUGCAACAGCGAAAUCUCCAGAAAACCGGAUGCCUGAAACAGGCGGACCGUGGCCGCGUUUGCCUCAUUCUCAUGGAAAACGGAGACAUUAGGAAUUCAUCUAAGCCCUUAAACGACACUCUGACCUCACGCGAGUUUCAAACCCAUGUGCUGCAUUAAUUACAGACGAGCCCUCCAGUCACCCAGCGCUCAUGUUUAACACAGCAUCCUCGUCGGCACCUCCUGCCUGUUACUUUUGAUACUGUUGCUAGGGAACUGUCCCCCCCAAGGACGCGGUUCCACAGGUUUUUGAGUUGGAAAGGUGAUGCUGCCGCUCAUAAUACAAAUACUGAUUGCCUUAGGGAAGCGAGAGAGACCUUCUUUACUUCCAUCUCCACUGAAGCCCGUUGCCGUUCAGCUGCUGGGGAUAGUCGUUAGCAUCAGUUGAAUCCGUCUCCGGCUCAGUUACGAUUGUUUUCUGGUGAAACGCUCAGAAGUCGGAACAAAGAGUGACAAUGUAGCUCGAGGGUGAAAACAAUAAAUAAAGCCGUCACAAGGAAAUGUUUAUUCAUAGACAUUUAUUUAAUGGUAUUCAUACAUCUCAUCACAGAUUGAAGAUCACUUUUAGCUCCAUCGAGAACGAUGUGACAGUGAAAAGAAGAAGCAGAAGAUCUCCCCACGGGGCCGCCUGUUAACACUGCUCCUGUUUGUUUAAAGGCAAUACACACGGAUGAGGCAGGUUGAGCUAAAAACAAGCGGUUCGUCCCCACACCUUCCCUCUGCUGCCUUUUGACACUAGCGUCUAGAGGACCCUCGACGGCCGUCCAGCUGCAGCUCCCCACGUCCCCGGCGCCCGUCGAAAACAGACCUUCUGCUCCCCGUGGUGUGACUCAAGCCGUUUGAUUGGCGAAAAACGUCUCCCUCGCGGAGGCACGAGUCCCCCCCCCUCUCCCCCAGAGGACACUGCUGUCUCUCUGGGCUUCUGUUACUGCGCCUCGCCAUCGUUACUCCACCGCCUUUGUUGCACUGCGUCGUAGCUAUCACGCAUCUGAGCUUCUGUGUCACCUCUCACAUCUAACCUCCAACACGGUGUUGUUAAUACUAAUACAUGUGUACACACACACACACACUCAUUACUGGUGUAGCUUUUUUUGUUAAGAUCACCGUUAAUAUACCUCAUUAAUCAUUGAGAUGUUUCUUGUUUGGAUUCCAUGUUAAUGUCCACCGCUCGAACACUUCUCGCUGUCUUUUCUCUGGAGUUUUUAAUCUGUACAAAAGGUUUUCUGACGAAAGGCUUUUUACUGUAAUAACAAGUUGGGUUUCUGGCUGCUUUUUACUAUUUGUGUACAGUAAUAAAAUCUUUGUAUUUGACAAA
Molecule: messenger RNA, 6218 nt
Organism: Gasterosteus aculeatus aculeatus (three-spined stickleback)
Lineage: Eukaryota; Metazoa; Chordata; Actinopteri; Perciformes; Gasterosteidae
Gene: drp2
Product: dystrophin related protein 2
Biological process (GO): synaptic signaling
Cellular component (GO): plasma membrane
Molecular function (GO): protein binding; zinc ion binding
Source: RefSeq, a predicted model, not a curated record